Messenger RNA from Dimorphilus gyrociliatus, 777 nucleotides. NCBI's taxonomy places the organism in Eukaryota, Metazoa, Annelida, Polychaeta, Dinophilidae. The record is from the annotation of a GenBank genome assembly.
AGAACACUUUUCAGCCGAUUUCCGGAUGUUGAAAGUUCUUGAAAUUAGGAAAUAAACAUGGCUAAAAAUUCGACAGGUUCAGAUAACCACCUUCAUAUUAUGUGGAGAGACAGUGCUUGGACUCCAAUGCUGAAUCCCUCAAACAUAUUAGAAUAUUUUUCGCAAAGUCCUUUCUAUGACAGAACGUGCAAUAACGAAAUUAUAAAAAUGCAAAGGUUGAAAGUUAACCAAUUACAGAAUAUGACUGGAAUCGAAUAUUUUUUAAUACAUACCCAAGAACCAAUUUUCUACGUAAUACGUAAAAUUCAUAGAAAUUCACCAACUCAGACAUCUACUAUCUGUGAUUACUACAUAAUAGAUGGUUCCAUUUAUCAGGCUCCGGAUUUGUCUUCUGUGCUCAACUCGAGAUUGCUAAACGCAACUCAUAAUCUAUCAUCUGCAUUUGCUGAGGUAAGAUCAUAUUUCCGUUAUCAUCCUUCUGUUGGAUAUUGGUGGCAGUUUAAGAAUGAUCUCUCAGAAAGUAAAGCAGAAACUGUUCCAAAAAAUGAAGAUUAUGGAUCGUCUUUUCAAAGGAAUAGAAUAGACUUAUUAUUGAGAGAACAAGCGAAAAAAUAUCCACCUAAAAUAUCACAACCUCCACAAGCUGAAAAUAUGCAAUUAGUGGAAAAUAAUCAAACGGAAAAGAAGAGCCAUUCAGUUGCAGAGGAUUCUAAGCCCAUAUUAUCUAAUUCAUCAAUGCCGCCUCCGGGAAAAAAGCCAAAAAUGAUGAUGCAUUAG